Molecule: messenger RNA, 695 nt
Organism: Ipomoea nil (Japanese morning glory)
Lineage: Eukaryota; Viridiplantae; Streptophyta; Magnoliopsida; Solanales; Convolvulaceae
Exons: 2
Coding region: 94-519 (141 amino acids)
Source: RefSeq, a predicted model, not a curated record
UUUUAAUAUUUUAAUCCCUAUCUCCGUCCCCAAAACCCAAACGAAAUUGGUAACAGCCCGAGCCCAGACACAAUAUUUGUUGCUCCAAUUGCAAUGGCGAUGCAAAUAAAUCCAAAAUUUUCGAUGCUAACGGCAAAUUCUUCCGUCAAUCAUCGGAUUGCAACCGGAAUUCCUCAAAUCAGCCUCAAAAGCAAGCCGUCGUUAGGUCUUGAAUUGGGAAAGCGGCGUGCCGGAAUAUUCUCCGUUAGGUGCUCGGAGAAAGCAGCUCAAACAACACUGAGGACGUGCAAGAAUUGCAAGACUCAGUUCGAUCCUCUUCUCAACCACCCCCGUGCUUGCCGUUACCACACUGCCCAUUUUGGCGGAGAAACAAAGAGGAAGUUUGAGAGUGUAUACACUGGAGGCACCAUGAAUACCCCCAACUCUGGUAAAAUUCUCGAAUAUUGGCAUUGUUGUGGAUCUGAAGAUUCCUUUGACCCAGGAUGUACAGCUGCACCUCAUGCUUCUUACGACGAUUGAUGCAUUCGUUUAGCAAAUAGAACCAGAUCUAUGUUCUGAGUUACAUACUUCAGGCUCUUGGGGCAUUUCUAAAUUUAAACUUCCUUUUGAGCUCUGUAACUCUUUGUACAUUUCCCUUGCUUCUAGAUGUAUAUUAUGUGGCUUAAUUUUGGUAACUCCUUAGAAAUUUUACUCUG